This is a messenger RNA of Arvicola amphibius (Eurasian water vole), 1259 nucleotides long. It is a transcript of the gene Tmt1b, whose product is annotated as methyltransferase like 7B. The record is from RefSeq and is a predicted model, not a curated record. The transcript has 2 exons. Lineage: Eukaryota; Metazoa; Chordata; Mammalia; Rodentia; Cricetidae. Gene Ontology annotation, molecular function: S-adenosylmethionine-dependent methyltransferase activity. Bases 71 to 805 code for a protein of 244 amino acids.
UUUAUAUCUACCAGACCAGGCAGAGGCGAACACCAGUGUCCCGGGACACACACCACCUAGAACUGCUAUCAUGGAUAUCCUGGUCGCAUUUCUGCAGCUACUGGUGCUGCUCCUGACACUUCCCCUGCACCUGCUGGCUCUGCUGGGCUACUGGCAGCCUAUGUGCAAAACCUAUUUCCCCUACUUGAUGGCCAGGUUAACAAAAAAUGCCAACAAAAAGAUGGAAGGCGAGAAACGGAAACUCUUUAGCCCGAUAAAAGAUCUGAAGGAGACCUCCGGGAAAGUGACCCUGCUGGAGCUGGGCUGUGGCACUGGUGCCAACUUCCAGUUCUACCCACCUGACUGCAAGGUCACCUGUGUGGACCCGAACCCCAACUUUGAGAAGUUCCUGACGAAGAGCAUGGCGGAGAACAGGCACCUGCAGUACGAGCGCUUCAUCGUGGCCUAUGGAGAGGACAUGAAACAGCUCGCUGACAGCUCCAUGGAUGUGGUGGUCUGCACACUGGUGCUGUGCUCUGUAAAGAGCCCAAAAAAAGUCCUCCAGGAAAUCCAGAGAGUCCUGAAGCCGGGAGGACUACUCUUCUUCUGGGAGCAUGUCGCCGAGCCUCAGGGAAGCUGGGCCUUGCUGUGGCAGCAGGUUUUUGAGCCUACCUGGAAACACAUCGGGGAUGGUUGCCACCUCACCAGAGAGACCUGGAAGGACCUGGAGCAGGCACGGUUCUCCAAUAUCGAAAUGGAAUGGCAGUCUCCUCCCUUCUGGUGGUUACCUGUGGGGCCCCACAUCAUGGGAAAAGCUGUGAAGUAGCCCUCUAAAAGGAGUCCCUCUGCUCCCUCCCUGCCUGUAGUCAGAAGCCACCCCAAUCAAAGAACGAGAAAAUCUCCUCAGCGCCACUGCCGCUGCCGCCAGGGUGACCCUUAGCCUUGGUCCCGCUUGCAGUGAGGCUUGCUUCCUGCUUUCUCCAGAGGCACUAUAAACUAAACUAUAUUGUCACCUGCAAAGCCCAGGAUUUUGCCCGGUCACCUUCUGGGACCUCUACUCUCCCUUUCCCUUAUCCGCAUGGUAAAGUUCUCACUGCCGUCCUUCCGACACUACACUCUCGUGCCCCUCGGAACUGGUCGCAUGUCGAUGCGUGUGUUCUCCGCCAGGCCACCUCAGCCUCCCUCCCUGACAUCCACUUUGUGCCAAGCUUCAGGGGGGCAGAGGGAAGCCAAACCCUCAAGAUAAGAGAAAAGCACUCAAUAAAGCAACCAGAGUUUUU